Molecule: messenger RNA, 1395 nt
Organism: Metarhizium brunneum ARSEF 3297
Lineage: Eukaryota; Fungi; Ascomycota; Sordariomycetes; Hypocreales; Clavicipitaceae
Gene: NPT1
Product: Nicotinate phosphoribosyltransferase
Biological process (GO): NAD+ biosynthetic process via the salvage pathway
Cellular component (GO): cytosol
Molecular function (GO): nicotinate phosphoribosyltransferase activity
Source: RefSeq, a predicted model, not a curated record
AUGGAUUUCAACAGUUCGUCGCCCUUCCCCGAGGGCGUCAUUUCCUUUCUCGACACCGAUCUGUACAAGUUGACGAUGCAAUGCGCCGUCUUCAAGUUCUUCAAAGACGUUCCCGUGACAUAUGCUUUCACCAAUCGUACACCUGAUAAGAAGCUUUCAAGAGUUGCUUUUAAAUGGCUUGACGAACAAAUCCGAAAGCUUGGAAACAUCUCCCUGUCCAAUGGCGAAUAUCAAUUUCUGAAAACACAUUGCACGUAUCUGACUGACGACUAUCUCAAUUAUCUGCGCGAUUUUCAACUCCGACCUAGAGAGCAAGUUACCGUCACGUUUACAACCGUUGGCAAGGAUUCCGGAGCCGAUUCGGAUAUUGGUGAUAUUGACAUCAAGAUUCAAGGAACAUGGUCCGACACCAUCUUGUACGAGAUUCCCAUUCUUGCCUUGACAUCCGAAGCAUACUUUCGAUUCAUGGAUACCGACUGGAAUUACGACGGCCAGGAAGAACUUGCAUUUCACAAAGGCAUGCAGCUCUUGGAAGCCGGUUGCAUAACUUCGGAAUUUGGCACUCGAAGACGACGUGACUACCACACUCAAGCCCUGGUGUUCCGCGGGUUGGUCAAGGCAUCCAAGGCUGCUGCGGAGAAGGGCUUCCCUGGUAAGCUGUCUGGGACAUCCAACGUACACUUGGCUAUGAGGUUCGGCAUUCCUCCUGUAGGAACUGUUGCCCAUGAAUGGUUUAUGGGCACAGCUGCCAUUUUUGAUGACUAUAAGAAAGCUACAGAACUAGCGCUUCGGCACUGGGUCGGCUGUUUCGGCUCGAAUCUAGCCAUUGCCUUGACAGAUACAUUCGGCACCGCAGAGUUUCUUCACUCUUUUAGCCUACCUGUGCAAACAGUUGAAGGCGGUAUGUCAGGUGAUAUUUUCAAGAAUGAGGACGGUUCUACCAAGACCUAUGCCGAGUUGUUCACGGGCGUGCGACAAGAUUCUGGAGAUCCUGCGGAAUAUGCCAAGUUGAUGCGGAAUUAUUACGAUAAGCAGGGCAUCAAAGAGAAGAAGAUUAUUGUAUUCUCUGAUUCACUCAACAUCGAGCGCUGCUUGGAGUACAAAAAGGUUUCGGAGGAGCUUGGGUUCCAGCCAACAUUUGGCGUUGGCACGUUCCUCACCAAUGACUUUACGCACUUGACAACUGGAACCAAGUCAGUGCCCCUGAAUAUUGUCAUCAAGCUUAGCUCCGCAGCAGGACGACCAGCUAUCAAGAUUAGCGACAAUAUUGGCAAGAAUACCGGGGACAAAGACCUCGUUGAAAAGGUUAAGAAAGAGCUUGGCUACGUGGAGCGCGAAUGGAAAGAGGGCGACGAGACCUCGCGAUGGGGUAAAGAAGAAAAUGCGCAAGCAUAG